GGCUGAUCCCACACUCGACCAUGGCUAGUGUAAUCUGUGAAACGGUUCAAGGCUACACAAAAAUGUACUUCCCGCUACUCGACGCCAGAAUUCCGUCAGAGGUGGCGCACACGUUAACACAGGCAGACAUUCGUUGGUUCCACAUGGACCUCAUUAGAGAGCGCAACAUGCAGGAGCUGGAACAGAUAAAGGUCCUACCGGGAAUCUCCGGUUUGGUCCUGCUAAAUGCGAAUGAGAAGCCCAUGGGAGAAUUCUCUCAGUGGUGGGAGGGCCCACAAGUGUGGGCCCCAGCGCAGGGCACCCGAGGGAAAGUUGGUAUCAUGUUGCACAAGGACCUCCAAGCACAGAUAAUCGACUCAGAAGCAAAUAUUUGGGGUAGAUGGGCGUGGCUGAAGGCGGUCAUUGGCAAGGAGGAAUGGGUUUUCAUGACGGUAUAUGCACCAACAGAGGCGGGGGAAAAGGGUAAAUUCUUCGCAAGACUAAUGCUCCAUGUCCCCAAAGCUGACAGACGGUUGCUAGCAGGGGACUGGAACGUGUCCUUAAAUGAAGCCCUGAGAUCCGGAGCACCGACAACAAACAGGAACGACGUGAGGACUGUACUUGAGUUCAUAGCGGAACUGACGCUGGUGGAUCCAUUCCCUAUUCUGAACCCGGAUGACCCAGGUUACACCAGGACAUCACACUUGCAGCGGGACAGACAGACGGUGACCAGAAGACGCCUAGACUACUUUCUACUUUCAGAGCAGGUGAUGGACAGAGUUACCUCUGUCAGACACGCCUUCCACCCGAUCUCCGACCACAAAUCGGUAAUGGUAGACCUUCGACCGAAUCUGGGCUGCGAAAGAGGGAGAGGAUUCUUUCGUUUGAACAACCAAGUGCUAAGGGUCCCCGGAGUGGGGGAAUGGGUGACGGAUCACAUGACCAGAUGGGAGGGUACUAGACACCUGUUAAGCUCCACUGCAGAAUGGUUGGACGGGAAUCUAGCUAUCACGUCUGGGGUUCUUGACGUGAUCUUAAGGAUAAUAACAAGGACAAGAAACAAGAGGGAGGCGGACUGCAAGAAGAGGGUGGAAGAGGUGGAAGAACGCAUGGAAGGUCGCCCCAUUUCGCUGAUGGUAUGGGCCGCAGAACGUGAAAGAAGGUUAGCGGAGUGGGACAACAUUCAAGAAGAGAAGCAAAAGAGAUGGACAAAGGGCAAGUCUCCAGGAGUGGACGGACUCUCGGUGGAGUUUUAUGCAGUGAAUUGGGGGGUGCUAGGGUCACUACUAGUGGAACUAUACAAUGAGGUCCUAGUGGGGGGUAAGCUGGGAAAGGGCAUGACGCAUGGGGUGAUCACGGUCCUGUUCAAGAAGGGUGACAAGGCGGAGGUCCGAAAUUGGCGACCAAUCUCCCUUCUAAACGUCUCCUACAAAAUUUUGGCGAAGUCACUGGCUCGGAGGCUGUCCAAAUGCCUCCUAGAGCUGGUGGAGAAGAACCAGGGGGCGUUCGUGCAGGGACGCUCUAUUUUCAACAAUAUAAUGACAGCCAUAGAGUCCCUCGAAGUGAUCCAAGAAGAGAAUCGGGACAUGGCGGUGCUCCUGCUGGACCUGGAGAAAGCGUACAACAAGUCAGGAGCAGUGUCCGAGCAGCGUUGGGAGCAGAGCCGGGAGCAGCGAGUGACUGGGGAGAAAAGAGCGAUGGCUUCCGGAGUGGCGGCUAUGGCUCGCCUUAGUCAGGUGGUUUACCUCUUCGGGCCCAUCCAUGGAGGAGGAGGAGGAUGUGUAGGGAUGCGGGGUGCUUUGCGGUCGGCCAAAUCGUUACACGUCAGCAAUCUAUUCACGCUGCCACGUGUCACGGGAGGGUCAGAUUUGCAAUUGGACUGGUUGGAUUCCUGUUCUGGAAAAGUCGAGGUAUCAGCGUCCGUCUUCUCUUCCUCCUCCUCCUCCUCCUCCUCCUCCUUCUCCUCCUCUCCCUCCUCCUCACUCUCAUCACCAUCGGCAUCGUCAUCAUGUUCAUGGUCGUCUUGGUCAUGUUGUUCUUCCUCGCCACGUGUCAAAGGAAGGCGACGCUACUCCUGUGCUGCUGUCAGCGAAGAGAGGGAGAGAGAUGGAGGUGAGGGAGGCAUGAGUGCGCCAGUGGAGGGAGAAGGGCGUACGAGGAGGAGCAGCAGGAAGAGGAGAGAGGGGAGGGAGGAAGCACCCACAGUGCUGGAGAGAACGCUGACGGAAGGGGAUAAAGAGGAGGAGGAGGAGGAGGAGAGGGGCCGGGAGAGGGGGGUUAAUCAGAGAUCCGAAGCCAAUGGCAGAUCGAGGUUGAUACGUGGCAGAUCGAGGCCGCCACGUGGCAGUUCCCCCUCCACCUCUACGUCUGCCACGUCAUCAUCCGUGUCAUCGCAAUCAACAGGAGAAGCAGAAGCAGCAGCAACAGCAACAGCAGCAGCAGCAGCAGCAGUAGGAGGAGAAGGAGAACGAGAAAGAGGAGGAGGUGAUGGUGGCAAACAGGGAUUAUGGUUGAUUGUAGGGUUAGGAAACCCAGGGAGAAAAUAUGCUGGGACCCGUCAUAACGCUGGCUUUGAGGUUAUUGAUAGGUUGGCUAUGGCGGAAGGAAUCAGGAUGGGUUCCAUCGAGUCCAAAGCUGUCGUUGGGCGCGGAUUGAUCUGCAACAUCCCGGUUCUAUUAGCCAAACCACAAACCUUCAUGAACCGCAGCGGUCAGGCCGUCGGUCCUCUUGCCGCCUAUUACCGAAUUCCAAAUCAACGUGUGCUUGUGAUCUGUGACGAUCUGGACUUGUCCUUGGCGAGCCUGCGCAUCCGGCGAAAAGGCAGCGCCGCUGGGCACAACGGGAUGACGAGUGUAAUUGAGGGGCUGAAGGGGAGCAAGGAUUUCCCAAGAUUGCGGAUCGGGAUCGGGAGACCUAGAGGAGGGAUCCCGGUAGAAGCAUAUGUGCUGCAGAAAUUCACGCAGGAGGAAAGAGAAGAGAUGGAUUGUACUCUCCAUGAGGCGACCAAUGCCGUGAGAGCUGUGCUGGUAGAGGGAAUAGACAAAGCCAUGAGUUUAUGGAAUGUUGCGAGAAGCUUCAGGCUUGUGGGAGAGUAAUUAAUCACCACGCAGUUAGGGGGGAAGCGGAGGAG
Messenger RNA from Chara braunii, 3109 nucleotides. NCBI's taxonomy places the organism in Eukaryota, Viridiplantae, Streptophyta, Charophyceae, Charales, Characeae. The record is from the annotation of a GenBank genome assembly.